Molecule: messenger RNA, 13553 nt
Organism: Thamnophis sirtalis
Lineage: Eukaryota; Metazoa; Chordata; Lepidosauria; Squamata; Natricidae
Gene: SCN8A
Product: sodium voltage-gated channel alpha subunit 8
Biological process (GO): membrane depolarization during action potential; sodium ion transmembrane transport; neuronal action potential
Cellular component (GO): voltage-gated sodium channel complex; plasma membrane
Molecular function (GO): voltage-gated sodium channel activity
Source: RefSeq, a predicted model, not a curated record
CCUAUCUGGGGCGUAACCUAACUGAACAAGCUUCUGCAGGAUGAAAAGAUGGCAGGGCGGUUGCUUGCACCACCAGGCCCUGACAGUUUUAGGCCUUUCACUCCGGAAUCUCUGGCUAACAUUGAGAAGCGCAUUGCAGAAGAUAAGAAGAAGCGUCCUAAGCAAGACAGCAGUCACAGAGAUGACGAUGAAGAUAAUAAACCAAAACCAAACAGUGACCUGGAGGCAGGGAAGAGUUUGCCUUUCAUCUACGGGGACAUCCCCAAAGGCCUGGUCGCUGUGCCACUGGAGGACUUUGACCCUUACUAUAUGACGCAGAAAACCUUUGUAGUACUAAACAGAGGCAAAACACUCUUCCGAUUUAGUGCCACGCCUGCCUUGUACAUUUUAAGUCCUUUUAAUCUGUUGAGGAGAAUAGCUAUUAAAAUUUUGAUACAUUCAGUAUUUAGCAUGAUCAUUAUGUGCACUAUUUUGACGAACUGUGUGUUCAUGACUUUUAGUAACCCACCAGAAUGGUCAAAACAGGUGGAGUACACAUUCACUGGUAUAUAUACAUUUGAAUCCCUUGUAAAAAUUAUUGCAAGAGGCUUCUGCAUAGAUGGUUUCACUUUUCUUCGUGACGCAUGGAACUGGCUAGACUUCAGUGUCAUCAUGAUGGCGUAUAUAACAGAGUUUGUAAACCUAGGCAAUGUUUCAGCUCUGCGCACCUUCAGGGUACUGAGAGCUUUGAAAACUAUUUCUGUAAUUCCAGGCCUGAAGACUAUUGUGGGAGCCCUGGUCCAGUCUGUGAAGAAACUCUCCGAUGUGAUGAUUUUGACUGUGUUUUGCCUCAGUGUAUUUGCUUUAAUUGGGCUACAGCUAUUCAUGGGGAAUCUAAGGAACAAAUGUGUCGUCUGGCCCAUCGAUCUCAAUGAGACCUACCUAGAAAAUGGCACCAAGGGAUUUGAUUGGGAAGAAUACAGCAACAAUAUGUCAAAUUUUUACACAAUACCUGGGUUUCUUGAUCCAUUGUUAUGUGGUAAUAGUUCUGAUGCAGGCCAGUGCCCAGAAGGAUACACGUGUAUGAAAGCAGGGAGGAAUCCAAACUACGGCUAUACCAGUUUUGAUACUUUUAGUUGGGCCUUCCUGGCCUUAUUUCGCCUCAUGACUCAGGACUUUUGGGAAAACUUGUAUCAGUUAACAUUGCGAGCAGCAGGAAAAACCUACAUGAUCUUUUUUGUCCUCGUUAUUUUUGUUGGAUCAUUCUACUUGGUGAACUUGAUUUUGGCUGUAGUGGCUAUGGCCUAUGAAGAACAAAACCAGGCUACAUUGGAAGAGGCAGAGCAGAAGGAAGCAGAAUUCAAGGCCAUGUUGGAACAACUGAAAAAGCAACAGGAGGAAGCCCAGGCUGCAGCCAUGGCUACCUCAGCAGGGACCGUGUCUGAUGAUGCUGCAGAAGAAGGUGGUGGGGGAAGGAUGUCUCACACUUCUUCUGAGUUCUCCAAGCUCAGCUCUAAGAGUGCCAAAGAGAGACGAAACAGAAGGAAAAAGCGGAAGGAAAAGGAGCUCUCGGAAGGAGAGGAGAAGGGAGAUCUUGAGAAAGUAUUUAAGUCAGAAUCAGAAGAUGGAAUGAGGAGGAAGGUCUUCCGCUUGCCAGACAACAGGCUAGGCCGGAAGCUCUCCAUUAUGAACCAGUCACUGCUUAGCAUUCCAGGAUCGCCAUAUCUCUCUCGACACAACAGCAAAAGCAGCAUUUUCAGCUUCAAGAGAGGGUUCCGGGAUCCUGGGUCAGAGAAUGAAUUUGCCGAUGAUGAGCACAGCACAGUGGAAGAGAGCGAGGGCAGGAGGGAUUCACUCUUCAUCCCAAUCCGAGGCUACGACAGGAAAAGCAGCUACAGCGGUUACAGUGGUUAUAGCCAAGGAAGCCGGUCAUCACGCAUUUUUCCCAGCAUCCGUCGGAACAUGAAGCGGAAUAGCACUGUGGACUGUAAUGGUGUCGUCUCCCUGAUUGGUGGCCCAACCUCCAACAUCCCCAGCGGGCGACUUUUGCCUGAGGUGAAAAUAGAUAAGGCAGCUACUGAUGACAGUGCAACCACAGAAGUAGAGAUUAAGAAGAAAUCCACUGGGUCACUUCUGGUGUCAAUGGACCAACUGAAUGCUUCAUAUGGAAGAAAAGAUCGAACCAAUAGUAUAAUGACAGUCAUAACAAAUACCCUUGUAGAAGAACUGGAAGAAUCCCAAAGAAAAUGUCCCCCUUGCUGGUACAAAUUUGCUAAUACCUUCCUCAUUUGGGAGUGCCACCCACACUGGGUGAAGUUAAAAGAGAUUGUCAACCUGAUUGUCAUGGAUCCUUUUGUGGAUUUAGCCAUUACUAUCUGUAUUGUUCUAAAUACUCUUUUCAUGGCAAUGGAACAUCAUCCCAUGACCCCAACGUUUGAGCAUGUCUUGGCUGUAGGAAAUCUGGUUUUUACUGGAAUUUUUACAGCUGAAAUGUUCCUGAAACUGAUAGCAAUGGAUCCAUACUACUAUUUUCAAGAAGGGUGGAACAUUUUUGAUGGAUUUAUUGUCUCACUCAGUUUACUAGAACUGAUGCUAGCAGAUGUGGAGGGGCUUUCUGUGCUGCGAUCUUUCCGAUUGCUGAGAGUCUUCAAACUGGCAAAAUCCUGGCCAACUUUGAACAUGCUGAUAAAAAUCAUUGGUAAUUCAGUGGGUGCCUUGGGGAACCUGACCUUGGUGCUGGCCAUCAUUGUUUUCAUAUUUGCUGUAGUGGGGAUGCAGCUUUUUGGCAAGAACUACAAGGAAUGUGUCUGCAAGAUCAACCCUGACUGUGAUCUUCCACGAUGGCAUAUGCAUGACUUCUUCCACUCUUUCCUUAUCGUCUUCCGUGUACUAUGUGGAGAAUGGAUUGAAACUAUGUGGGACUGUAUGGAAGUGGCAGGACAGGCAAUGUGCCUUAUUGUCUUCAUGAUGGUGAUGGUCAUUGGAAAUCUGGUGGUGCUGAAUCUGUUCUUGGCCUUGUUGCUGAGCUCUUUUAGUGCAGACAACCUUGCAGCCAGUGAUGAUGAUGGUGAAAUGAACAACUUGCAGAUCUCUGUCAUCCGCAUCAAAAAGGGCAUUGCUUGGAUAAAGAUUAAAGUGCAUGAAUUUGUACAGACGCACUUCAAGCAGAGGGAGGCAGAUGAAGUGAAGCCACUGGACGAGCUGUAUGACAAGAAGAUGAACUGCAUUGCUAACCAUACAGGGGCAGAUAUCAAUCGGGAGAUUGAUUAUCAGAAGAAUGGGAAUGGCACCACCAGUGGCAUUGGCAGCAGUGUAGAGAAGUACAUCAUUGAUGAAGACCACAUGUCAUUCAUCAACAACCCUCACCUCACUGUCCGUGUUCCCAUUGCUGUGGGUGAGUCUGACUUUGAGAACCUCAACACAGAAGAUUUCAGCAGUGACACGGACGCUGGCGGCAGCAAAGAGAAGCUGGAUGAUACAAGCUCAUCAGAGGGGAGCACCAUAGAUAUAAAGCCAGAGGUAGAAGAGGUACCUGUGGAAGCACCAGAAGAGUACUUGGAUCCUGAUGCAUGCUUUACUGAAGGCUGUGUGCAACGGUUCAAGAUCUGCCAAGUCAGCAUAGAAGAUGGACUGGGAAAGUCUUGGUGGAAUUUAAGAAAGACGUGUUUUCUCAUUGUGGAACAUAACUGGUUUGAAACCUUCAUUAUCUUCAUGAUCUUGCUCAGCAGUGGAGCUUUGGCCUUUGAGGAUAUUUAUAUAGAACAGAGAAAAACAAUACGCACCGUCCUGGAAUAUGCUGACAAAGUCUUCACCUACAUCUUUAUCCUUGAAAUGUUGUUGAAGUGGUGUGCCUAUGGAUUUGUGAAAUUCUUCACAAAUGCCUGGUGUUGGUUGGAUUUCCUCAUUGUAGCAGUCUCUUUAGUCAGCCUUAUAGCUAAUGCCCUGGGCUACUCGGAACUAGGUGCCAUUAAAUCCCUUAGGACACUCAGAGCCUUGAGGCCUUUAAGAGCGUUGUCCCGAUUUGAGGGGAUGAGGGUGGUUGUGAAUGCCUUGGUGGGUGCUAUACCAUCCAUUAUGAAUGUGCUGUUGGUCUGCCUUAUUUUCUGGCUGAUUUUCAGCAUUAUGGGGGUUAAUCUUUUUGCUGGGAAGUAUCAUUACUGCUUUAAUGAGACGGCUGAGUAUCGAUUUGAAAUAGAAGAGGUGAACAACAAGACAGAGUGUGAGAAGUUGAUGGAUCCCAAUGGAACAGAGAUUCGGUGGAAGAAUGUGAAGAUUAAUUUUGACAAUGUUGGUGCAGGGUAUCUGGCCCUCCUACAAAUUGCUACCUUCAAAGGCUGGAUGGAUAUAAUGUAUGCAGCAGUAGAUUCUAGAAAGCAAGAAGAGCAGCCCAAGUAUGAGGACAACAUCUACAUGUAUAUCUAUUUUGUCAUCUUCAUCAUCUUCGGAUCCUUCUUCACUUUGAAUCUCUUCAUUGGUGUUAUUAUUGACAACUUCAAUCAGCAAAAGAAAAAGUUUGGAGGUCAGGAUAUCUUUAUGACAGAAGAGCAGAAGAAAUACUACAAUGCCAUGAAAAAAUUAGGGUCCAAAAAACCUCAAAAACCAAUUCCCAGGCCUCUGAACAGAAUCCAAGGCGCUGUCUUCGACUUUGUCACCCAGCAAGCCUUCGAUAUAGUAAUAAUGCUACUCAUCUGUCUCAACAUGGUGACUAUGAUGGUUGAAACCGACACACAAAGCAAACAGAUGGAGGAGAUCCUCUACUGGAUCAAUUUUGUCUUUGUUAUCUUUUUCACUUGCGAGUGUGUGUUGAAAAUGUUUGCCUUACGUCACUAUUAUUUCACUAUUGGAUGGAAUAUUUUUGAUUUUGUGGUUGUAAUACUCUCUGUUGUAGGUAUGUUUUUGGCAGAAAUCAUAGAGAAAUAUUUUGUGUCACCAACUCUGUUCAGAGUCAUCCGCCUGGCCCGUAUUGGUCGAAUCCUGCGCCUGAUCAAAGGAGCUAAAGGGAUCCGCACCUUGCUUUUUGCCUUAAUGAUGUCUUUGCCUGCCUUGUUCAACAUUGGCCUCCUGCUCUUUUUAGUGAUGUUCAUCUUUUCCAUCUUUGGGAUGUCAAACUUCGCUUAUGUCAAGCAUGAGGCUGGUAUUGAUGACAUGUUCAACUUUGAGACUUUUGGCAACAGCAUGAUAUGCUUAUUCCAGGUCACUACCUCAGCUGGAUGGGAUGGGUUGCUCUUACCCAUCCUCAACCGUCCUCCAGACUGUGAUUUGGAAAAGGAACAUCCUGGGAGUGGCUUCAAAGGUGACUGUGGGAAUCCUUCCGUUGGGAUCUUUUUCUUUGUUAGCUAUAUCAUCAUCUCCUUUCUGAUUGUGGUCAACAUGUACAUUGCCAUCAUUCUAGAGAACUUCAGUGUGGCUACAGAGGAAAGUGCUGAUCCACUGAGUGAAGAUGACUUUGAAACCUUCUAUGAGAUCUGGGAGAAGUUUGACCCCGACGCUACCCAGUUCAUUGAAUACUGCAAGUUGGCAGACUUCGCAGAUGCUUUGGAGCACCCUCUUCGUGUUCCUAAGCCCAAUACCAUUGAGCUCAUUGCCAUGGAUUUGCCAAUGGUCAGUGGGGACAGAAUCCAUUGUCUGGACAUCCUCUUUGCCUUUACCAAACGUGUACUGGGUGACAGUGGUGAACUAGACAUCUUGAGGCAACAGAUGGAAGAGAGAUUUGUGGCUUCUAAUCCUUCCAAAGUGUCUUAUGAGCCCAUCACAACCACAUUACGGCGUAAACAGGAGGAGGUCUCCGCAGUGGUGAUCCAGAGGGCUUACAGGGUCCGUUUAGCAAGGAGGGGAUUUAUCUGCCGGAAAAAUGUCUCCAAUGCAAUAGAAAAUGGAGGGACAAAUAGGGAGAAAAAAGAAGGCACUCCAUCCACGGCUUCCCUCCCAUCUUAUGACAGCGUAACUAAGCCUGAAAAAGAGAAACAGCGAGCCGAAGAAGGGAGACGCGAAAGGGCAAAAAGGCAAAAAGAUGCCAGGGAAUCAAAAUGCUGAGAUGAUUCUAUAAUAAUAAUAAUAAUAUUAACUGUAGAAAACUCGUGAGCAGAAAAGAUUGUUUACAAACUUCCUGAUAAAAUAUAUAUCAAUAGCGAACAGCUGUGGAGAAACUUUAAAGAUCUUAUACCAAACAUAGUCUGCUUACUGUGUGACCAUGUUGCAUCUCAAAGCAGUGAUCCACCACCUGUUUAAUGGACCCAUCUAGACCAAUAUAUUAAAAGAAACAGGAAACAAUGCAAAGGAGAACAAGGAUUUUAUACAAUCUGGGCAGGUGGAUACUGCGUGUUCCACAUCAGUCAAUGCAACUUAGGACAAAAAAGCAAAAUAAAACACACACACACAAACAAGGGGGGAAAAAACUGCUGCUUGAGGAUUCAUAUUUUUUUCCAAAGCAGCAAAAAGUGAUUUUAUUUUAUUUAUUUAUUUAUUUAUUUCAUUUUAUUGAAAGGAAAUCUGAAAAAAUGUCACUUAAAGGGUUGUUUAGUUCAUGCAAAACUAGAUUUUCAUACUUGACAUUUAGUUUAAGCAGCAAAAAACAAAAACAAAAAAGGAGGGGAAAAAACCAAGUAGAGCAUCAACAAAAAGCUGAAAUGACACGUAUUUAGCCCAUAUCAUUUAAUCAUCAUCGUUUCUUUAGUACUUAUUAUCUGCAUACUUUUUAUUCUAUGGGCUUCACCAUGGUUUGUGAGAGAUGGGGGUAAUCAGGUAUUUUCAGUUUGCCAAACUCGCUCAGGCUGAUUCCAAAAAUAAAUUAAAUAAAAUUGUGCUUGUUUCAAUGCAUAGAAAUGAUUUGCAUGAUGGCAUGCUGUGAUCAGGAAUCAUGCAUGAGGAAUCAUAAAACCACAAGACACCGAAUAUGCUGUCCGGGCCGUGUGUUAAGCCAUAUGUUUGAGGCACUCCACUGACUACAGCACACUGUAUUUGGAGAGUUACUCUUAGCUAUGAUUAUGCUCUUCACCUCGUUUCCAAGUGUUAAUCUUUCCAUGCACCCUCCCACAAGAGGAGGAAAGUGAAACUAAUCAAAGAGUUUAUGUGUAUUUUUAAUAAGCUUCAUGCAGUCAACUUCUUUUCCACUUUUUAAAAGUAACUCCCCAAAUCAACACCAAAAUGCUGCUCUAGCACCCUUCCAAUUCAGGAAGUGGUUGUAAUAUGAUCUCAAUAUCUGGAACAUUAGGGCUUCAAGAAAACUCACCAAGUAGUUCUGUAUCCUGCAAUAUUUACAGUUCAGUAUCCAUUCUGCCAUAUUCACUUUUUUUCUGUUAGAAAUAAGCACUGUAGAAAACAACAUAUUAUCUCUCAAAGACACAUUUUGGCAGUUAUAUAAAGCUAUCCUAUUGCAGGCAGGCUUAUGACAGAGGAGUUUACAGCAUUGUGUGUGCUACUUUUACUGGCAAAACGUUGCGGUUUUUUUUGGAGUGCUGUGAUGUGAGAAAUGUACUCGGCACAAGUGGAUUUGUUCUUUCACUGAACGUUUUCUGCAGCUACAUGGUUUUAUCCAAUUCUCUAAGCUGCAUUUUUCCCCUAAGGAAAACAAACCAAAAAUAUUUUAAAUAAUUAUGAAAAUAGUUUAAAUAUCUAUGAAUAUACAACAUCCUACUUUUGGUAAGCAAAGUAGCAUUGUAACAUGGAUACAGCACUGAGAGGAAAAGUGUCAUACUUGACAUGUGCCUUCACCAGUUCCAUAUUUCAUCCCAUAUUGUUGUAUGGUGGUAAUUUUAAUGGUCCUGUAUAUUCAGGGAGGGAUGAAGAGCUACCUCUCAACUAGUCUUAACUCUAACACGAUGAGCAUUCUAAAUGGAGGGGAACUAACAUUUAUGUUUCUAAGAACUACUUUGGCAUGUUUCAUUCUUUUUUUUAAUGUCCAUUAUGUCCCCUUUUAAUAAAUCGAUCCUCAUAAUAAUUCAUCUUCUAAGGGCACAGAUUUAUGGAAUUGUUCUUGGGUCAUUGUCGGCAUUGCACUACAGUCAAGAUUGUUCAAUCAUACAGCUUUUUAAAAAAGAAGUUUGCAGAAGACUGUAAAGAAAUAUGUUGAAUUUCUGCAACAUGGUGAAAGACGCUGUUUGAAUGUGGACCAAAACCAUUUUAUCUAUAAAAGGGCAAAAAAUAUUUUUAAAAAACAAGAUUUAAAAUAUUCCAAAAUCAAAAGAAAGCUAAGAAAGUUAGCAAUGCCUUUUAGUUUAGUGGCAGAUGCUUGACAUUUAGAAUUUUGCAACUUAGAUGCCUAUUACAAGGUUAAUCAGAAAGUAAGCCAUUUGAUAGAUAUCUGUGCCAAGUUGAGCUUUUUAAAACUGCAUAAUCUAGCUACCACGACAUCUGUGGAAUAAUUCUGCUGCACCAAAUACCACGAGGAGCAAACCAUUUCUUUCUUGUUAGGUUUUAUCCCAGCUACUCAUAAAAUAUGUAUGAUAAAAUUACAUGCAUUUGUACAGGCAACAUUGUAAACAGCACAACAACAAGAGCUGAAAAGUGUGACUGAACUUUUUAAGACAAUAAUAUAAAUACUGUAAUAUAUCAUUUUAUUUUACUGGCAUGCCUUUUUGUACAUGACAAAGGACUACAAAAAAUUAAAUAGAGUGGCUUCUGGCUUAUGCCACUGUCCAUAUUUAAUUUUCUAUCUCUCUAAAAAUAUUUUUUUUCUUUUCCACUUUUCAGAUGAUGUCAAUUUAAGUACAUCCCUUCAGAGGAAAAAUAUCCUCUCAAAAGCUUUAUUGCAAAAAUGUAUUUACAACAAAACUACUUAGAUUGUAUUUUGGUUCUGAGGUGCAAUACAUUUUGACCACUCUAUGCAAGAUUUGGCUAAAUGUCAUAUUUAUUCUUCAGCUGGACUACUGUUCCAUAUGAAAAGCUUGGCACAUAUAGUGUUUGUGCUAUCAAAUUUUAUUCAGCAAAUUUUAGUAAAAAUGCCCGCAAUCUAUAUUUAUAUUUGCUUAUUAUUUAAGAAUACUUGAAAUUUCUUAUAUUACUCGAGCUUUGCUAAGAAAAAAACUGUUAAGAAAAAGCUUCAAAACUGUGAACUAUGUCCUAACUAAAAUUAACAUUUUUUCUAAUUUCUGCACAAUGUUUCUUCAAAUUUCUUUCAUUUUAGAUUUCUUUAACCAGUUAUCCCAAUUAAUCAGACCUCACUGAGAUUACGAGCCACACACUGGUAUUUUAACAGCAUUACAUUUUGGAAAUCUUAUUUAAAAAUGAAUCCUCCUAUAAUGGUCUAUUGAGAUAUAUGAACAUUAUAUAAAGAUAUACCUGAACUUUUUUUUAAAAGAGAUAAAAGAGAAAAGAACUUAUUAUUUCAACAAAAACAGCUAGUGCUUUUUAGAAAAACAUGGUCCAAACUAGGAAUCAGUCAAAUAAAUCUCAAACUUAUUAAGAAACAUUUGAAAAUGUAAAUUUAAUUUUAAUAACAUUGGUUUUUAAAUCCCAUUGUUUCACUCCAUCUACCUCCCCCAUAACCAGAAAUGGUCAAAACAGUUUUGGUAAAACUUAAUUUUAAUAAAAAAGAACAUUACAUUUAGUGCAUUUCUUUAUAAAUUCCUUUCCUUUUUUAAAAUUCAAAUAAUAAGAAUAGCCUCUUUAAGGGGUUAUCUUCCUAGCGAAUGAAUGAUAUAUGGAAAAGGACUGAAAACAACAUAUAUGGGGGAUAUCCAAUGCAAACUGAAAUGAAUGAGCAUUCAUGUUUAAAUAAUUUAACAUCCCUUUGAUAGCUUUAAUUACUGUCAAUGACCAGUACAAUAAAAGAGGCCAAAUACAAUAGGCAUAAUGCCAAAACUAGAAAAAGGAAAAUCUGAAUAAAAUGCAAUAAAAUAUUAAGAUAGUAAGAUAACAUAGAAAUGGAAUGAAACUGGAAUACAAUAGAUUAAAAGAAGGGGAGAAAACUCUUCAUAAUGCCAUAACUCCAAGAUUAGACAAUUCUAUGUCUUCUUAUGGGAAUCAUUGUAGAUAGAAACGUAGCAUCUUUACUUAUGGUGGUGGUAAGGCUGACAUGAACAGGAAACAAGUUAUCAUUUGACAUAAAUCUUAUGACCAUUUUUCAACUUCUACUGCAGAAGAGGUAAAGAUAUGGCUAAAAAGUUGCAAUAUGCUUCCCAUGUAGGGUAAAUCUAGGGAGACAACCUAUUUUUUUUCAACUUUAUCGUUCUGAUAAUGUUCUUUAGAAUAAAGAAUCCUAUAUCUAAAAUAUUCAAAAAGUAUUUUAGGAGAUUCAUGGUAGUUUAAAAAUGAUGAAUGUUUAGAUUGUUUAUGUGAUAACACUGACAGUUCGGUAAAACUGGAUAAUCCUCAGCUAACUGUGAUAUGGAUAAAUUAUCAAUCAAACCAAACAAUGCAAAAGUAAAACAGUUUUUUGUACAAAGGAAAGAGAAUUCUCAAAUAUAAAAUAUCUGAUGGGUGAGGGGGCUGAACAACAGUCUAAUGUGCUCCCAUAGUGUUCAGUCGAUUUUGUUCAAGAAUAAUGGACUUUUGAUAUUUGAGUAUUGAAGGGGAAGAUGCAAUAAUAAACUGAAUCCACAUAUCAUUUGCCUAGAAUGACAAUUAAAUGUGCCUACUCUUACUUACAGGCUUCUUUGGUAAGUGGCACAGCUGGCAAACCCUCUAUUUUUGGUAGCUAAGAAUUGGACACAUUGUUAAGACUACACAGCCAGAAAAACAGCUCAUAGCCAAGUCCUCUGGUUACUAGACAUCAGUAAAAGAAAUAACUCCCUUGCAAAUAAUUGUACCACUCAUCACAUAGCAAUUUCCCAAUGAAUCAGUAGCUUAGAUAGCAAAAAAAAAAAGAGGGGGGGAUAUUCUCCUAUCUAUGAGAAAUUACAUUGAAAUGUGUUUAAUUUACAGUACUGCUCUUUUUUUAUAUUUUGUUUCAUAAAAUAAUGCAGCCUAUCUCAUCUUGCACUUGGUCUUCUUUUUGAACCUUCUGAUAAAGAGUAAACAGAAAGAAAAAGAAUCAUACACUGAAUUAAUCCUGAGACAGUUGUUGCAGUUUCCACAAAUCUAUCUGGGUUUUUAAUUUGUUUCAAGUAUUAUUACAAGAGCAGGUAACCAACCAGUGGAGAACAUCUGAACAUUAUCAUUGUUGGGAAAGGUCCAUAGUCAUGCAUAUGAGUUGUAUUUAGGUAGAUGGUCUUCAGUUAAAGAGGAUGUAUAGGAGAUGCCUGAGACCUUGGGAAAGAUGCUGCCACCCAACUGAACAAUAAUAACUUAGAUGGAUCAAUUAGGAUCUUCCUAAUUAUUUCCUGGUUUAGAAAGUUAUUCCAAUUGUUAACUAACAAAGCACCACAUAUUUGGAAAGCUAUGUAGUCCCAUACUCCAAAAAGCCCCAAAUAAACAUUCCUGUUUUCAUUUUACCAAGAUAACGGUUUGAUCUUUUGGGUAGUUCACUUUAUAAGGUUAAAAAAAGUUAUUUGAUGGUAACUGUAAAAAUAAUAAAUAAUAAUGUAGGAGUAGAUGUUAGGAAUAAGCCAGUAAGACUAAGAAUUUAUACUGAGUUCUCUUUUUUUUUUCAGUGGAUAUUAUGGGCAUUUAGAAAUGGCCAGUUUCAGAUUGAGUAUAGUUUUGGACUAUUAACACUUUGAUGAAAAACUGAUGGGAACUAUUGCUAAGUUAAUAUUGUUAAAUUAAUAUUAUCCUAGAAACAUUUAUGGGUUUGAUGCUUCAAAAUCCAAGAGAGGGAAAAACAAGGACCAGACAGAUUGGGACAAAUUGGAAAGCAAAGGACCGAGCAUUGUUACUCAGCUACAUUAUUCCCUGUCAUACAGGGUACAUUCAGGUAUAAUGAACUGGGCCAGACUUGGUCCAGUGAGAAUAUUUCCUUGGGCUGAGUUUUGGAUGUAUAUAAUAUUGUCUCUUGGCAACCAGUAUUUGGCAACAGAGUAAACAGAUAGAUAUAUCAGGAAAAUGCAGCCUCCUAUAUGCAACUUACGUUAUGCCACAUUAUGUUUCAUGGUACAAGGUGUUUCAAUGUGUACAUAACUCCUUUUGGAAAAAAAAGUGAUAUACAUGAUUCCUGGGUUUGUAUAUAUUUUCUCUUCAAAUGCUUUGGUGUUUAUGAGGCUUUGAAGCAUUCCCCAUAAUCAGUAACAGGAAGCGGGUGGGGACUGUUAACAAUAAAGUCCACAGUCACCUCUUGUGGUGGGUGGGAAUGAAGAGAAUUGGUUCAAGCUGUUUUUUGUUUAGAAGGUUAUUAAGAGAAAGGGCUUAAACACUACGUUGACAAAGAUGAUAAUAACAUUAGCUUGAAGGACUAUCUGGUCUCAUGACAUUAAGAACCUCAGCCUCAUGCACUAGUGUGUAAAUGCCCUUAUCUGCUAAGACAGGUAAGCUCUUGAGAAAAGCUAGUGGGUUUUUUUGAAGCAUAAAAAUCACUUUCACAUACAGAAGGUCCUCAGGUGGAUGCUGCAUUUACCUUGGCACAGGAAAUGGGUAGUUUUGCAGUAUGUUUCAUUCUUUUUUUCCUCUUACCUAACCUUUGUGCACUAGUAACACUCUCUCCAGAAACAGUUGUGUGCUGGGGUGUUGGCUGUGUGAUUGUCAGUGGACACCCAGACCUUGGCUUGUGCAGUUCUGUAACCAUCCAGUGCGCCAAUGUCUUAUUCUUAAGUUGUUUGUUCCAAUCAACUUUUUCUUUAAAGCUUUCUGUUUGAAGGGCUGAGAUGAGACAUCCUUGCUUUAUCCACUUGCUUUGCUAGGAGUUAAGAGCAAAAGAAGACCAGGUGUUAUGUUUCUAAUAAGUCUGCCAAGGGAGGCAGUUCAUGGUCCACUUGCUCUCUUUGAACACUUGUAAUAUGUGGCCAGAAAAGAAAAAUUCUUCCGAGCUACUUCUCCCAUGUGGAGAUGAUCUCUGUCAACAGACAAAUGUAUGCUGUGUUGCUACAGUGCCUAUUUUGUCAUCAAUACUUCAAUUGGGAAUCAAACUAUGAUUGGGAAGAAUUGUAUGAGACUUACGUAAGUUGUCCUUCUGAGAGGAAUACAGCCAACAACUUUUUCUGCAUAUUUACUUUUGUGCCUCUGUUUGUGAUAUUGCUGAGAACUGACACUUGCCUGUUUUGUAUGAAUGUGGCACACAUGUCUGCAGAUCUCAUUCUCCCUUUCAUACUAUGAAUUUUUUUUAAUGUCCUAGUCUUCUUUCCAGAGCUCACCAUAUUAGCUACAAUAAGAAUGUUACAGUCACAGAACACAAGGAUUGUGUUUGUGAAAGGAGCACUGAGUAGAUGUUUUGUCCACCCCCUUUACAAAGAAUCAGUACAUGUUGGACUUUGCAGGAGAUGCACUAAUAGCAAACUAAGCAUUCACUGUUUUAAAGUUCACCAGGAUUAUUGUGAUCCCCAAUGAGAAGAAAAGCAUAUGUGGAAUCCUUUUAAAAGGGCAGUUAAUGGCAACAGUUCACUCAGCCAUUCUCCAGAAUGCAAAGUAUUAUUUUUAAAGUUUCUAUUUACCAGUGAAAAAGAGAGAUUUCCAAUUUAACUCUGGUCUUAAACUAGAUUGGAACAUUUUGAUGGAGAGAAAUUCAAGACAACAUUCAUACGGAUUUCAGUGUCUACUAGAAUUGUGUC